Molecule: messenger RNA, 2349 nt
Organism: Leishmania major strain Friedlin
Lineage: Eukaryota; Euglenozoa; Kinetoplastea; Trypanosomatida; Trypanosomatidae
Gene: AAT14
Product: putative amino acid transporter
Exons: 1
Coding region: 1-2349 (782 amino acids)
Biological process (GO): amino acid transmembrane transport
Molecular function (GO): amino acid transmembrane transporter activity
Source: RefSeq, a predicted model, not a curated record
AUGCAAUCUCUUGCAACCCGCAGCUCGCUGCUUGUGCACGACGUUCGUGCGUCGCAGCGGCAGUCUUUCGCUGGUCGUAUCAGCCACCGCGUCGCCUCCAGGCUCUCGCUCGCCGGUCCUCCUGUGGAGGCGCGCACCGGGACUGUGGCAGGCACCAUCAUCAACACCCUCUGCAGCGUGAUCGGCGCCGGGGUGCUGUCGCUGCCACUGGCACUCUACUUUUCUUCCGUUAUAGUUGGGCUGGUUGUCCUCCUCUUGUUCUCAUCCUUUGCGGCCUUCAGCGUGUACUGCCUUGUCGUGGGCUGCGACGCUACCGGGCGCUACUCCAUCACCGAGGUGAUUGCCUUUGCCCUCUACCCACCGCAGCUGUGGGAGGAGUAUCUGCGCAAGCAAGGGGCCGCCAAGGAGACGGCACGAGAAGAAGAGCAGCAUGCAGCACGGCCGCAGCACAUGCCAGCACCCGCUCCGUCUGGGGUGCGCAGCAGUAGCCGCAACAGCGAAAGCGCCGUGGCGACUCCGCCGCCAACCGAAGCGGCGCCAACAAGUGCGGAUGCGAGGCUGCACAGUGGUCGGGGGGAGGGCGUGGCGAGCGGCGAGGAAGGAAGCGAGGACACCCUUCCGUAUCUUCGCCGCCACGGCAGCCAUCGAUACGACCGCCGACGAGACGACGGCCAGUCAUGCGCAGAAGCUGCACGAACGAAGGGAUGUACAACGCGCGAUCCAGACGCCUUUUUCCUCGUCCCUUCGACGAGCACCUACGCUCGACUGCGCGACGCGUACGCGCGAGAAGAGUGGCGCCGGCGUCGUUACCGCCGUAUCAUUACGGCACUUAUGGAGCUCAUCCUCUUCUGCAGCAACUACGGCGCCCUCGUGAUUUACUCCAAGGUGAUCGCCGAUUCCAUGCCGCCCGUUGUUUCGUACGUCACGCACACGGACGGCUUUCUAGUGUCCAAAUACUUCUGGCUCAUUACUGGCGGCGCAGUGUUUUUUGUGCUGAGCUGCUCACGUAACAUGGAGGAGCUGAAGUGGUCCUCGCUGCUCGGCUUCCUGACAAUUUUAUACAUUGUUGUCCUUAUUCUUUACCGCUACCACACACAGAAGCGGUACGACUAUCCGCACGUCGACCCGCGCAGGCAUGGCAAGGUGCACUGGCUCCGCUUCUCAGUAGGUGUGCUGCAGACAAUCUCGACGUUCGGGUUGGCGCUCAGCUACCACUACAAUGUGCCGUACUUCUACAAGGAACUGCAGGACCGCCGACCGUACCGCAUGAUGCAGUCCCUCGCGGUUGCUUUUCCCAUCGUUGUCGUCUGCUAUGCUGUCACCGGUGUCGUCGGCUACGUGACCUUCGGCAACGAGGUGGCGGCACCAAAGGUGGGCGGCAACAUCGUCUUGAACUACCCAAAGAAUGACCUCUUAAUGAACAUUGGUCGUCUCGGCCUCUUUGUUCACUUUGCGUGCGUAUUCCCUGUUCUGUCAAUCUGCACGCGUCGCGGCUUGCAUCGGCUAACGAUGAUUGCCCUGACCUGGGCAGACCAGUCAGCUCUGAUGAUGGAGGCUGCGAGGGCGUCGGGAGCGCAGCUGACAGAGGCUGAGCGAGGAGCAGAAGCGAGCACAGCAACUGCGGUCCUCACGAACGGCGCCGGCAUAGAAGACGGGGCUCACGUAUGUGGUCACAUCCCUGGCGAGACGUCUCCUCUGCUGCAGAGACGCGGCGGCCCCACGCCCGGGUACGAGGUAUUUGCGAACAGCUCGCCACCCCAUCUCGCCAUUCUCGGCCAGCAAUACAACGCCGAAUCACCGGUAUCUGGGCGUAGGACUUCAGAUGCAGCUGACAGGCCGCGGGAUACUUUGAGCGCAGACGCCAGUGGGACAGAACAGGUGUGCGGCUCGCAGCCCGGGUCGGAGCAGGUGAGCACCGUCGACGUGGAUCGCGACGUCGGCUCACCUGAUCAGACGACGAUGCUUGCCAUUGUGAUAGAGGCUGCCUUCCUAGUGAUCACAUCGGUGCUGAUUGCUGGGACCGUGUCGGGCAUCGACUUUGUGAUACACCUGAUCGGAACGCUGUUCAGUAUUUUUAUCGUGAUGGUUGCGCCUGGGAUAGUGGGGUGGUGCGUAUUCUCACCAAGUGGCCCUUUUGGCUCUGCGUCCGCUGCCGUGGCCGCGUACAGCGGCGGCGACAGAGAGCUCUCUGGCGCCCCUGUAAGCGGUUUAUCCUCGCGUUUUCGACUGAUUCGAGUGAAACAGCUGAUGUGCCUCCUUAACGCGGUACUGGGGGUGUGCGUGACGGGCGUCGGCAUUGCGACGCUCGUGUACGAGACAUUCUGGGGAAAGCCGAUACCAGCUCUGUGA